CCAAAGGAGGAGGUUGAUAGAGCCGCUAAUAAUGUGUGGCUUUGUGAUCGAUGAAACUAAAUUAUUUAUCCAUAUUCAGAUCUCCAUGGAGAACGACAUCAUGGGGGAAAUUGGGGGCAAAACCGACCAAUGCUCCCAUGAUUCUCAAUGUGCAACUCACUCAUGGAGACAUGCCAUUCGAAGAUCCGAAAAGAUAUAGAAGAUUAGUUGUAAAGCUUAAUUAUGUCGCGGUUAUCCAUCCAUAUACUGUGUACUCGGUGAGCGUAGUGAGUCAAUAUAUGUUAUCUCCAACAGUUGAUCAUUGGAAUGUUGUAGAGCAUAUAUUCUGUUACUUGAAGGUGACACCAGGAUGAGGUAUUGUUUAUCAAAAUCAUAAUCACAUGAGAAUAGAAUGCUUUGCAGAUGCUGAUUGGGUUGGAUCUAAAGAUGAUAGAAGAUCUACAUCUAGCUAUUGGGUCUUUGUUGGUGGUAAUUUCGUCUCCUAGAAAAGUAAGAAGCAGGAUGUGAUUUCUUGUUCGAGUGCUAAAUCAGAAUAUCGACUUAUCGAGCUACACCAAAUCGGCAUGUGAGAUAAUAUGGAUAAACCAUUUAAUUUAUUGAUCCAAUUGAAUUGAAAAAACCAAUGCCUGCUAAAAUGAUGGUGUGAUAACCAAGCUGCUAUACACAUUGCCA
This is a messenger RNA of Cuscuta epithymum, 672 nucleotides long. The record is from the annotation of a GenBank genome assembly. Lineage: Eukaryota; Viridiplantae; Streptophyta; Magnoliopsida; Solanales; Convolvulaceae.